Coregonus sp. 'balchen' is the source of this 14697-nucleotide messenger RNA. The record is from the annotation of a GenBank genome assembly. Lineage: Eukaryota; Metazoa; Chordata; Actinopteri; Salmoniformes; Salmonidae.
AUGUAUUUUGUGGGUGCUAGAUUGACUCAAUUCACACAGUCUGCUCUGCUGGCUGCUGAGGUUGAUGUGGAGAAGGUGGUGGUCAGUGAGUGUAGCCAUCGUGUGGUGAUGUCACCCACCCUGAGACCUGAAGUACUGUUAUCCUAGCCCAACCAAGAUCAUGGUUUUGGUAUGAUAAUGGCUGCUGCUUUUUGGAAAUGAAGUGCUGUUGUGUGCAGGGGUUGCAUCCAUACAGGGAUUGUUACACCCACACCAAUGAUCAAGGACUGCAGCUGCAAAUCUGUGCAAUAUCAUCAGACAAAAUGAGAGUGAGUGACAGCCAAAUAAAACAGACAAACAGGGAAUGUUCAGUGACCAAAAAAUGCACUAUAUAUAAUUCAAAGAAUCAACACUAUUUAAUAUCAUACAAAGAAUGCCUAUUUAAAUGGUUAGUGGGUAUAGACAUUCAUCUUACUCCAAAACAAGAGAUGAGUGAAUAAUUAAAUGAAUAGUGUCUAAUACAAAUGAUAAGCAGAAUGUCAGGGCUGGGCUGGAACAGAAACCUGCACACCCAGUAGCUUGAUCUCUUGGAGCAAGGUUCGCCAUGCAUGUUCUAGGUCUAUGCAUUGUUACUUUCAACAGUAUUUUUGUAGUCCUACAACCAAUUAUAACAGUAAACCAGUAGCAUAUAUAACCCAUUGGUGAUAUACCCUUCAGUCUCUCCAAGACUUGGGACUUUCUUUGGGACCAUCAGCAGACAGGGUUUAUCACCUUUCACAAAAACUUUACCUUUUUCAAAUGCAAUUUUCUUGUCUGCUUGUUUUAGUCAAUUACAAAACUACAUUUUAAGAAAAGUACAACAUGUCUAAAGAUUACUUUUCAACAUUGCCUGUUCCCUAGCGUUAGAAAAUAAAACGUAAUAUUGCAGGGCUUCCCUCUUUCCCCUUUUCAUGACGAUGCUAGCAGCCACGUGAGUGAGUGUUAGCUAGCUACCGACCGGAACAUUAAGCUAGCCAAGACCAACAACACAAAACAAACAGACUAUACAGCUACAAGUAGUGAGUGGUAGUUACAAACGGACUGUACUAAACAAGUUAAAUGUCUUACCUGUGAUGAUACCGGGUCCCAGCAUUACCCACUCUCCCACACUGAAUAGCCUGAAGCCACAGGACUCUUCUCACAGGCUCCAUUUCCCUAUGUGGGAGCAAUGCGAACCGUAGGUGGAGAUUUUUCACCUGGUUAUAUGUACAUUGAACAACACAGCAGCUUUUUGGCAUGUUUUGUUAUUUCUGUAUAACAAAAAAUCAACAACGAAGUUGGCUCUUUUAAAGAAUGUUUGUUUUCCCCAAUUUGUGUGCGUGGUCGAGGGGAAUUCCAUUUAGCCUCAUUGCUAAAUGUGUAGAAUAGCAAUUAGUUAUAAAAUUACAGUGCACGAAACUGCGGUACGCCACUGCGCGCACACACACACACAUUAGUAGUGCAGUUUGGACCAAUGUGACUAGUUGCCUGAUUGCCACCUAUUGGAGAGCACAAUGUGGAUGUGAGGUCAAAUACAGCCAUUAGAGACGGUCACCACCACCAAGUGACUCUCCUCACCCAUCCUGAUCACUAGAAAUAUACUUUUAUUUCGGACGUUUGAAAAGGUCCUGAGAACGUCGAUAUACAGUGCAUUCAGAAAGUAUUCAGACCCUUUUGACUUUUUCCACAUUUUGUAACAUUACAGCCUUAUUCUAAACUUGAUUAAAUUGUUUUUUUCCCUCAUCAAUCUACACACAAUACCCCAUAAUGUCGAAGCAAAACGUUCUUUCAUACAUUUGUGCAAAUUUAUGUAAAUGUGAUAUUUCAGUUUUUAAUUUUUUCUAAGUAUUCAGACCCUUUACUCAGUACUUUGUUUAAGGAACUGGCAGCGAUUACAGCCUCGAGUCGUCUUGGGUAUGACGCUACAAGCUUGGCACACCUGUAUUUGGGGAGUUUCUCCCAUUGUUCUCUGCAGAACCUCUCAAGCUCUGUCAGGUUGGAUGGGGAGCGUCGCUGCACAGCUAUUGUCAGGUCUCUCCAGAGAUCGGGUUCAAGUCCGGCCUCUGGCUGGGCCACUCAAAGACAUUCAGAGACUUGUCCCGAAGCCACUAAUGCGUUGUCUUGGCUGUGUGCUUAGGGUCGUUGUCCUGUUAGAAGGUGAACCUUUGCCCCAGUCUGAGGUCCUGAGCGCUCUGGAGCAUGUUUUCAUCAAGGAUCUCUCUGUACUUUACUUCGUUCAUCUUUCCCUCGAUCCUGACUGGUCGACCAGUCCCUGCCGCUGAAAAACCUCCCCACAGCAUGAUGCUGCCACCACCAUGCUUCAACAUAGGGAUGGUGCCAGGUUUCCUCCAGACGUGACGCUUGAAGUUCAGGCCAAAGAGUUCAAUAUUGUUUUCAUCAGACCAGAAUAACUUGUUUAUCAUGGUCUGAGAGUCCUUUAGGUAAACUCCAAGUGGGCUGUCAUGUGCCUUUUACUGAGGAGUGGCUUCAGUCUGGCCACUACCUUAAAGGCCUGAUUGGUGGCGUGCUGCAGAGAUGGUUGUCCUUCUGGAAGGUUGUCCCAUCUCCACAGAGAAACGCUGGAGCUCUUUCAGAGUGACCAUUGGGUUCUUGGUCACCUCCCUGACCAAGGUCCUUCUCCCCCGAUUUCUCAGUUUGGCCAGGCGGCCAGCUAUCUUGGUGGUUCCAAACUUCUUCCAUUUAAGAAUGAUUGAGGCCACUGUGUUCUUGGGGACCUUCAAUGCUGCAGACAUUUAUUGAUACCCUUCCCGAGAUCUGUGCCUCGACACAAUCCUGUCUUGGAGCUCUACGGACAAUUCCUUCGACCUCAUGGCUUGGUUUUUGCUCUGACAUGCACUGUCAACUGUGGGACCUUAUAUAGACAUGUGUGUGAGUGUGCCUUUCCAAAUCAUGUCCAAUCAAUUGAAUUUACCACAGGUGGACUCCAAUCAAGUUGUAGAAACAGCUCAAGGAUGAUCAAUGGAAACAGGAUGCACCUGAGCUCAAUUUCAAGUCUCAUAGCAAAUGUUCUGAAUACAUGUUUAUUUUUUAUACAUUUGCAAACAUUUCUAAAAACCUGUUUUCACUUUGUCAUUAUGGGGUAUUGUGUGUAGAUUUGAUGAGGAAAAAAAUACAUUUAAGCAAUUUUAGAAUAAGACUGUAACAUAACAAAACGUGGAAAAAGGGAAGGGGUCUGAAUACUUUCCGAAAUGCACUGUAGGCCUUCCUCAGCGCUCAGGAAAAAAUUGAAAAAUUACUGCCCAGCACUGGGCGCAAACUCGGGAUGCUCAGAGCCGAAGUGCCCUGCUCAGACCACUGCGCCACCACAGUUCACAAUGCUCUAGCAAGCCGUGAGAAUACUUGAUGGUAAUAGCGCGUCGUUUUUUAAUUAUUUAGUUUUAAGCCUUCCCCAAACCAUUGCCCUAACCUUAACCACUUGGAGUUAAUGCAUUAACUGUUAACAUUUGAGUUGCUUCUGUUUUAACCCUGUAACCACACAGAAUGAUUGCAUCAAAAAUAAUGUUCAUCCAUAAAACGUCAAAUUCCGGAGGGAAACUAUCAGAUCGUGUUGCCUCACCACCAUUUAACAUCAAACCACAGAGGGUUAUAAAGCUGCUUUUACUCAGCAAUCACAAUGAGGAUUUCUCUCUCCCCUUAUUUCUCUACGUCUCUCUCCCAGUGUAAUUUCCUAAUGGCAUGUCAGGUGGUGUGUCCAUCUGUCAAGGGAUGAAGUUUUAGGGGUGUCGUGUGGGUUAGUGUUUGCUAUGUAAGUGUAUGCAUGCUUGUGUGGGCUGACACAAGAAGAGGGGCUGUGGUAUUCCAAUCCACGCACACACACUCUCUGUUCCCAGCUCCUUACCUGACAGAGAGAGCGAGAAAGGGAAAGAAUUAACAGAGAAAUAAAUAGCUGAAUAAUUGAAAGUAAAAGAAAUGCUCUCUUCAGCAGACAGGUAUUUUAAUCAGUGUCUCGCUGUGCUCUUUGCUCCUCAGGCACAUUUAUGAUAAACUGCAUCCUGAGCUGGGAGAUGAGAUUUGACUCUAAUUUGCAAUGAUAGGCCUGCAUAACAUCAGCCGUGUGUGUGUGUCAUCCCUACCUGGUCAUGAUGAGCAGUCUGACUGUGUGGAUCAGUGGGGAGCUGAAAGCCUGUCACGGUAACACAGAACUCCAGUAAAACCAAAGGCCUCCUUUAAUAGAAUGAUGGAUGAGAUGUUUGCAAUAAAUCUCAAGGGAUUUAGUCAGUGUGUCUCCAGUCUGUCUGGCUUUGUAUAUGCAAGGGACAUAGACUGGAAUCACACCAGAAUGUGUAUCUACCAGUGUGUGUUUGUCACUUUGGCUUGUCUCUCUCAUACCAUCCCUCCACAGAGUAUUUCUGUCCUUUUCUAUCUUACUAUUUUCACCUCUCUCUUUCUCAACCUCUCUUUUCUGGAUGUGUCCGUGCUAUCAGUCAGAGAUUAUCAACAAUAUGCUAAGUUUUAAUAUCUUUCCAUCUCCUCUCUCCCUCUGUCCUCUCUUCUCUCUCUCUUUUUCUCUCAUCUCCCGCUCCUUUCUCCAUCUUUCCUCUCUUUCCCUCCCUCCCCUCUCUCUCUCUCUCUUUCUCUUUCUCAGGAUGAUAACUGGGGGGAGACCACCACGGCGGUAACCGGCACCUCAGAGCUCAGUCUAUCCCAGGAGGAGGUGGUUGGUCUGUGGAAGGGACCGGAGGACGGUCAGGGGCAGGGAUGUCGGAGCUACACUCCCCUGGUUCUGGGCUUCUGUGUGGGGCUACUGGUCCUGGCCACCCCCCUGGCAUUCCUGGUCCUCCCGGCAGUGCUGUGGCCGGCUAGGCUGCAGGCCUGUGGCUCUGCCUGUGAGGGCCUCUUCCUCUCUGUGUCCUGUAAACUCCUCAUUCUUCUGCUUGCUGUUUGGGCUAUCUUCCUGCGCCAGGCCAGUGCCAGCCUGCCCAGAGUGUGUGUGUACCGUGCUCUCCUGGCCACGCUCACACUACUACUCACACUCUCCUACUGGUUGUUCUAUGGGGUCCGCAUCCUCGACUCACAGGUGUGUAUGAUUCAUAAUUGUGCGCGUGCGUGCGUGUGUGUGUGUGUGUGUGUGUGUGUGUGUGUGUGUGUGUGUGUGUGUGUGUUAAUCCUGUGUUGUGUAUUCUCCAGGAUGAGGACUACCAAGGUAUCGUCCAGUUUGCUGUGUCUCUGGUGGACUCUCUGCUGUUUGUCCACUACCUGGCCAUCGUACUGCUGGAGAUCAGACAUCUCCAGCCCUGCUACAGCCUGUGUGUUAUACGCUCCACUGACGGAGAGACACGCUGCUACAACCUGGGACAGCUCAGGUAAUACACACACACAAGCACACAACAAUCUCUUGCUAAAAUGGUGCUGCUAACCGUAGCGACGUCAUUCUUCUACCAGCAAUAUGAAGAUUAAGAUCACUUUAUUCACAUUAAGGUCCAACCGAAAUGUUACUUCCACUUGAACUCAGUCUGUCUGUAUACAACAAGGAGGGAACUGAAUGGUGUGGCCCUGAUGAAUUGAGAAACCUUGUUGUGUCCCUUGAUGCCACUAAGCAGAAGCCAGUCAGCUGAUCAAUCAGAUAGCAGAAACAUUUACAGACAAUCAGACUAUUAGAGAAUGCCUUUAGAAUGCCCCCUCCCCCCCACACACACACAUACAGUACAAGCUCACACACAGUACACACACGCAUACACACACACACACGACUGCCCUGUUGAACUGUGGGUAAUUGGAGACUCAUGUUCAGGGGGAAGCGUGGCAGUAAUUUACUUACUAAAUCACCCAGAAUGCUCCAGUCCAGUCCUUUCGCUCUAGGGUGCUAUUCUGGGAAUUAGGUGGGCUGGGCCUAAGAAAGGGGGGCUUUGAUACAGUAUGGUGAAUUUACCUUCCAGACACUGAUCUACAGUCAGAUUUGGCAUUUUCUUCAUAACUGUUCAGGAUUUAUGGAGAGUAAACUGAUCUUAGAUCUGUGCCUUAGGACAACUUCUACCCAGAGCUGUCUCUCUUAUCAAAAGCAUAUGGUUUAAAGGCCCAGUGCAAUCAAAAACAUGAUUUUCCUGUGUUUUAUAUAUAUUUCCACACUAUGAGGUUGGAAUAAUACUGUUAAAUUGUGAAAAUUAUGAGAAUGCCCUUUGGGCCUUCCAUGGUGAAAUUGCUCUUAAUUGUUACCCAGAAAUGAUUUGAUAUUGAGAUAAAAACGGCUGCAUUGGACAUUAAAUAUUCUCAACAGUACUUCUGAAGUAUUAGACACUGCUGCAGAAAUUAGGGAUGGGGGUUUGAAAAAAAAUCACUAUUUCAAUGAUAUCAUGAAUUUUUGUCGGAUAUUCAAAAAACAUUUAGUUUUUUUAUACUUUAAAACUUUUUUAAAAGAGAGGCUGGCACUCUAUUGCUGCAGCUGCGGAGGGGGCAGUGUGUGAGAUGGGCGCGAGCAGACAGCGUGAGGGACGCCAAGGCAACUCGGCUACAGCCAAGACUAGCCAACUUGUAGCAGCCACAACGUUAUUUAUCAUCCCAUAUAACAGUGUCUGUCUUGACUGGAGUGGUCUAGAGAAGCUAACAAGCUAAGCUAGCCAGCUAUAGCUAGCCAGGCUAAUUGAGGCCACAUGCUUCGCUUUCUCCCCAACCCCAUUCAGAUAAAAUAGCCUACCUGUUGGUUGGUCAUUGUAGCCUACUCCUUCUCAUUUCGCUAACUUUUAAUUCUUUAAUUUUAUUCAAUUUUGCAUUGCAUAAGUGAACUCUCACUCCACUACACAUUGAGCCUCUUUGUCGCUUUGAUUGGCCAACAUCAACAAAAAGCUACACACAUGAAGGCUACCGGUCUAUUUAUGGGGCGCUCUGUGCACCUUGUUGUUUUAUGAAAUUAAUCAUUUGAAUGAAUACUCACACAAGUAUUUGAAUACUAACGUCCGUCAGAUAUUUGAAUAACCGUGCUGAUCCCUAGCAGAAAGGUUAGCUAAGUGUACAUAGAUUUGACCAGGCAUUGAUACAGUAUAUGUGUGGUUCUAUCUCUCUAUGCUGCCUCACCUCUAGCCUCUCUGUCUGAUACUGACUGAUCUCCUGUAGAAAGGCCUGAGACUGGAGGACAGUUGAAAGCAGGGAACGCUGUAUAACGUAGCCCUGGUCUGCAGUAGUCUGGUCUGGGGGAGUAGUGUAGAUAUGAGGCAUGCUGCUCAGUAAGAGCUAUUUAUCAGGUGAAUCAAAUUAGCAGGGACAAUAAUGGACUUAUUUUCUGACCUUCUUUUAUAAUAGAUCUAUCUGUUUUCUCUCCCCUCCUACCCCUUUAUGGCCUUUUCGCUCUCGCUCUCUCGCUCUCGCUCUCGCUCUCUCUGUCUCUGUCUCUGUCUCUGUCUGUCUCAGUGUUCAGAGGGCAGCUCUGUCUCUGCUAGAGUUCUACUACAGAGACUUCCCUCUUCAUAACCCCGCCCUUCUCUCCGCCUCCAAGCACCGUGCCGCCAAGCAUCUGGCCGGCCUCAAGGUCUACAUCGUGGAUGGUUAGUACAGCUACAGAUUCUGUGUUUCUUCAAUGGUUUUCUUCAAUGGUUACGUUUGAUUUGUGUCCCUGUAUGUGUCAUCCAACUUCCAAUCAUCUCUCUUUUCCUCUUUGUAAUUGCAUCUUAAAGUGCAACUCUGUCUCUUUCAUUCUUUCUCUUUCUCGCUCUACCUGUCUCUCCAUUCUCUCAGCUGUCUGUCCACUGUAUUUGUCUAUGUACAGUGGGGAAAAAAAGUAUUUAGUCAGCCACCAAUUGUGCAAGUUCUCCCACUUAAAAAGAUGAGAGAGGCCUGUAAUUUUCAUCAUAGGUACACGUCAACUAUGACAGACAAAAUGAGAAAAGGAUUUUUUAAUGAAUUUAUUUGCAAAUUAUGGUGGAAAAUAAGUAUUUGGUCAAUAACAAAAGUUUCUCAAUACUUUGUUAUAUACCCUUUGUUGGCAAUGACACAGGUCAAACGUUUUCUGUAAGUCUUCACAAGGUUUUCACACACUGUUGCUGGUAUUUUGGCCUAUUCCUCCAUGCAGAUCUCCUCUAGAGCAGUGAUGUUUUGGGGCUGUCGCUGGACAACACGGACAUUCAACUCCCUCCAAAGAUUUUCUAUGGGGUUGAGAUCUGGAGACUGGCUAGGCCACUCCAUGACCUUGAAAUGCUUCUUACGAAGCCACUCCUUCGUUGCCCGGGCGGUGUGUUUGGGAUCAUUGUCAUGCUGAAAGACCCAGCCACGUUUCAUAUUCAAUGCCCUUGCUGAUGGAAGGAGGUUUUCACUCAAAAUCUCACGAUACAUGGCCCCAUUCAUUCUUUCCUUUACAAGGAUCAGUCGUCCUGGUCCCUUUGCAGAAAAACAGCCACAAAGCAUGAUGUUUCCAACCCCAUGCUUCACAGUAGGUAUGGUGUUCUUAGGAUGCAACUCAGCAUUCUUUGUCCUCCAAACACGACGAGUUGAGUUUCUACCAAAAAGUUCUAUUUUGGUUUCAUCUGACCAUAUGACAUUCUCCCAAUCCUCUUCUGGAUCAUCCAAAUGCACUCUAGCAAACUUCAGACGGGCCUGGACAUGUACUGGCUUAAGCAGGGGGACACGUCUGGCACUGCAGGAUUUGAGUCCCUGGCGGCGUAGUGUGUUACUGAUGGUAGGCUUUGUUACUUUGGUCCCAGCUCUCUGCAGGUCAUUCACUAGGUCCCCCCGUGUGGUUCUGGGAUUUUUGCUCACUGUUCUUGUGAUCAUUUUGACCCCACGGGGUGAGAUCUUGCGUGGAGCCCCAGAUCGAGGGAGAUUAUCAGUGGUCUUGUAUGUCUUCCAUUUCCUAAUAAUUGCUCCCACAGUUGAUUUCUUCAAACCAAGCUGCGUACCUAUUGCAGAUUCAGUCUUCCCAGCCUGGUGCAGGUCUACAAUUUUGUUUCUGGUGUCCUUUGACAGCUCUUUGGUCUUGGCCAUAGUGGAGUUUGGAGUGUGACUGUUUGAGGUUGUGGACAGGUGUCUUUUAUACUGAUAACAAGUUCAAACAGGUGCCAUUAAUACAGGUAACGAGUGGAGGACAGAGGAGCCUCUUAAAGAAGAAGUUACAGGUCUGUGAGAGCCAGAAAUCUUGCUUGUUUGUAGGUGACCAAAUACUUAUUUUCCACCAUAAUUUGCAAAUAAAUUCAUUAAAAAUCCUACAAUGUGAUUUUCUGGAUUUUUUUUCCUCAAUUAGUCUGUCAUAGUUGACGUGUACCUAUGAUGAAAAUUACAGGCCUCUCUCAUCUUUUUUAGUGGGAGAACUUGCACAAUUGGUGGCUGACUAAAUACUUUUUUCCCCCACUGUAUGUGCUUCGUUGUGAUGCUAUCUCUCUAUCUACUCUCCCAUGCCACCCUAAGCAAUGUUUAAAGCUAAACUGAGAGCUUACCUUUUGGAAUAUGACAGUAAGUAAAGCUGGGUAAAGAUUAUUCUGUGUGUCCUCACACUUUUCACUAGUGUACACUACUAACCUAGUGUACACUACUAACCUCACUCAUCACUUCCCUUCCCUCACCCACAAUGUUUGCACUGCUUCUAUGCAUGCACACACAGAUACAUACCAAUCUAACCACUUCUUUCAUUCACCAGAUAUGCUACACACACACACACACACACACACACACACACACACACACAGGCACCGACUGCCCCUGGAGGCCUUGGGUGUUCCCAACUCAGUGCGAGACCACUUUUAUGGUUCUUCUCUAUGGUCUUUGUUGUGGAGUUUGGUAGAGGAGUAUGCUGGUACGGUGUCCUCACAGAACCCUCCCACCCUCCCCUUGUCAAAGUAUGGGAUGGGUGAGGGGAUGGGGAGAGAGGGCUUCAGAGGGUUUGGCAUUUCAGCCUUUCAAUAAUUCAUCACAGUAACUUACUCUGCACAUUCCCCUGCAAUCUCUCUCUUUCUUUCUCUCUCUCUCUCUACCCUCUCUCUCUUUCUCUACCCUACCCCUCUUGCUCUCUAAUUCUCUACCCUACCUCUCUCUUUCUCUACCCUACCUCUCUCAUUCUCUACCCUACCUCUCUUUCUCUACCCUACCUAUCUUUCUCUACCCUACCUCUCUCAUUCUCUACCCUACCUCUCUCUUUCUCUACCCUUCCUCUACCCUUCCUCUCUCGUUCUCUACCCUACCUCUCUCAUUCUCUACCCUACCUCUCAUUCUCUACCCUACCUCUCUUUCUCUACCCUACCUCUCUUUCUCUACCCUACCUCUCUUUCUCUACCCUACCUCUAAUUCUCUACCCUACCUCUCUAAUUCUCUACCCUACCUCUCUCAUUCUCUACCCUACCUCUCUUUCUCUACCCUACCUCUCUCAUUCUCUACCCUACCUCUCUCAUUCUCUACCCUACCUAUCUUUCUCUACCCUACCUCUCUCAUUCUCUACCCUACCGCUCUCAUUCUCUACCCUACCUCUUUCUCUACCUUCCUCUACCCUUCCUCUCUAAUUCUCUACCCUACCUCUCUCAUUCUCUACCCUACCUCUCUCAUUCUCUACCCGACCUCUCUUUCUCUACCCUACCUCUCUUUCUCUACCCUACCUCUCUUUCUCUACCCUACCUCUAAUUCUCUACCCUACCUCUCUUUCUCUACCCUACCUCUCAUUCUCUACCCGACCUCUCUUUCUCUACCCUACCUCUCAUUCUCUACCCUACCUCUCUUUCUCUACCGUACCUCUCUUUCUCUACCCUACCUCUCUUUCUCUACCCGACCUCUCUUUCUCUACCCUACCUCUCUCAUUCUCUACCCGACCUCUCUUUCUCUACCCUACCUCUCUCUUUCUCUACCCUACCUCUCUCUCUUUCACUCACCCUAUCUAUCUUUAUCACUUUCACUCUCCUCUCUCUCUCAUCUCUCUUUCUCUACCCUACCUCUCUACCUAUCUUUAUCACUUUCUCCUCUCUCCUCUCUGUCUGUCUCUCUCUCUCCGUCUGUCUCUCUUUCUCUCUCUCUCUCUCUGUCUCUGUCUCUGUCUGUCUCGCGCUCUCUCGCUCUCUCCUUCUCUGAGUGUGUUCUCCAGUCAAGUCAGAAGUUGAAGUGUUUCUGUAGGCAAGCAAAGUGGGUCUUUAGGGCUGCUAGUGUUUUUAAACAGCCCACAUCUUUCCACUCCAGAUCUGCCCUAAUGGAACUCACCCAUAUUUAUUUUGGGCGAUUUAGAAAGAAUAGGAAUGCAGAACAUUUCAUAAAACAUGUAUUUUUCAAACGGAAACAGGCUGUGCUAAACAAGCGUGUGCUUCGUUCACCCUUACACACAUACACAUGCGCGCACACACACACACAUACACACCUUGGUGUUAAUGAUUAAUUGAUUCAUCUCUCUUGACCUGUAUCUGCCGGGGUUACUGUACUGAACUCCCCUCAUACCCACAUAUCGCUCAUGAAUAUGGACCAGAUUCCACUACUCCAUAUUCAUAUAUCCCAGGAACCCUUAUUUAUGCUUUUACUACUUCUGGGUUAGUUAUUGGUAUUCACCAUAGAGAGAUGUGAAUUAUAUAAUCAAACUGGUAUUAUUGUAUUUUAUUUGAUGAAUAUGUACUAGCCUGGUAGCCAGAUGUGUUAGUUUCUGCUUUAGCUAACUCUGUUGUUAUUUGGCAGAUGGCUAAACCAUAUAAUCAGCUGUGACUACCAAGCUGAAUAUUUCAUCAGUCUCACAGUGAAAGGAUUUGAACUGUAAAACUGCCUGAUGAGAUUUUUAGAUUUAGAAUCCUCACUGAGAUCUGUGUUUCCCCCGGGUUGAUAUGCUGAUUGGGCCACACAGUGACCUUCCGAUUAUGCCUCUGUGCUUCCUGUUCGUAGGCCCAGGGAACCCGGCGGGGCCGGCAGAGGGGUCGGGGGGACUGCAGGUGGGGGGUAAGUCUCGGGCCAUGAUCUCUGCAGCAGCCAGGCACAGAGACACCACUCACAACGAGCUUUACUACGAAGAGGCAGACUAUGACCGACGGGUCCGCAAACGCAGAGCCAGGUGAGAGAAAGAGAGUGCAAGAAAGAAGGAUGAAAGAUACAUAGGUACAGUGCCUUCAGAAAGUAUUCAUACCCCUUGACUAAUUCCACAUUGUUGUUACCUGAAUUCAAAAUGGAUUAAAUCAUUUUUUUUCACCCAUCUACACACAAUACCCCAUAACAACAAAGUGAAAACAUGUUUUUAGAAAUCAUAGCAAAUGUAUUGAAAAUGAAAACAGCAAUAUCUCAUUUAGAUACGUUUUGACACCCCUGAGUCAAUACAUGUUUCAGCUGUGAGUCUUUCUGGGUACGUUUUUAGGAGCUUUGUACACCUGGAUUGUACAAUAUUUGUACAUUUAUUUUUAUAUUCUUCAAGCUCUGUCAAGUUGGUUGUUGAUCAUUGCCAUAGAUUUUCAAGCCAAUUUAAGUCAAAAUUGUAACUAGGCCAGUCAUUCAAUGUCGUCUUGGUAAGCCACUCCAGUGUAUAUUUGGCCUUGCGUUUGAGGUUAUUGUCCUGCUGAAAGGUGAAUUUGUCUCCCAGUGUCUGUUGGAAAGCAGACUGAACCAAGUUUUUCUCUAGGAUUUUGCCUGUGCUUAGCUCUAUUCUGUUUGUUUUUGUCCUAAAACACUCCCUAGUCCUUGCCGAUGACAAGCAUACCCAUAACAUGAUGCAGCCACCACCAUGCUUGAAGAUAUGAAGAGUGGUACUCAGUAAUGUGUUGUGUUGGAUUUUCCCCAAACAACGUUUUGUGUUCAGGACAUAAAAUCCAAUUAUUUGCAUAUUUUUUUUGCAGUUUUACUUUAGUACGUUGUUUCAAACAGGAUGUAUGUUUUGGAAUAUUUGUAUUCUGUACAUGCUUCCUUCUUUUCACUCUGUGUCAUUUAGGUUAGUAUUGUGGAGUAACUAUAAUGUUGUUGAUCCAUCCUUAGUUUUCUUCUAUAAUAGCCAUUAAACUCUGUAACUGGUUUAAAGUCACCAUUGGCCUCAUGGUGAAAUCCCUGAGCGAUUUCCUUCCUCUCUGGCAACUGAGUUAGGAAAGACGCCUUUAUCUUUAUAGUGACUGGGUGUAUUGAUACACCAUCCAAAGUGUAAUUAAUAACUUCACCAUGCUCAAAGGGAUAUUAAAUGUCUGCUUUUUUUUACCCAUCUACCAAUAGGUGCCCUUCUUUGUGAGGCAUUGGAAAACCUCCCUGGUCUUUGUGGUUGAAAUUCACUGCUUGACUGAGGGACCUUACAGAUAAUUGUAUGUGUUGGGUACAGAGAUGAGGUAGUCAUUCAACAAUCAUGUUAAACAGUAUUAUUGCACACAGAGUGAGUCCAUGCAACUUAUUAUGUGACUUUUUAAACACAUUUUUACUACUGAACUUAUUUAGGCUUGCCAUAACAAAGGGGUUGAAUACUUAUUGACUCAAGACUUUUCAGCUUUUCAUUUAAUUAAAUUUGUAAAAAAUUGUAAAAACAUAAUUCCACUUUGACAUUAUGGGGUAUUGUGUGUAGGCCAGUGACAUUUUCAAUUUAAUCAAUUUUAAAUUCAGGCUGUAACACAACAAAAUGUGGAAAAAGUAAAGGGGUGUGAACACUUUCUGAAAGCGCUGUAUGAUGCUUAAUGCAAGGGUUUAAAAUAGAGAUGAGGGUAUACAUAGAUGGACUUGUCAUGUGUGUUUUUAUAACCUGUAGGAUGUAAGAACAGAUGAAUGUACAGUAGUAUACUGAAUGUUGUGUGUACAUUGCUGUAAUAGAUGUUUUAUUGUCAUACACCGGAUAGGUGCAGAGAAAUGUUGUUUUACAGGGUUAGCCAUAGUAGGACGGCGGCCCUAGAGAAAAUUAGGGGCCUAGAGAAAAUUAGGGUUAAGUGCCUUGCUCAUGGUCACAUCGGUAGAUUUCUCACCUUGUCGUCUCAGAUAUUCAAACCAACGUCCUUUCGGUUACUGACCCAACGUUAGGAUAGUAAUGUUAGGGUGUAAGAAAAGAUGAAUGUACAGUAUACUGAAUGUUGUGUCUGUGUGUACAUUGCUGUAACGUUAGGCUGGUGGUGGCUGUGGAGGAGGCCUUCAUGCAUGUGAGGCGGAUGCAGCAGGAGGAGCAGGAAGCGUCCCCCGGGGAUGUGAUGGACGUACGGGAGGCGGCCCUGGCCAUCUUCCCCUCCAUGGCCCGCGCCCUGCAGAAAUACCUCCGAACCACCAAGAGGCAGCACUGCCACAGCAUGAACAGCAUCCAGAGACACCUGGCCUUCUGCCUCAAACACAACAUGAGCCCCAAGGUAAGCAAGAAUCAACCUCUCAACCCAUUAGCCCUGCUCUAGUGCCAAGUCAGUCCCCAUCCCCGGCCUAACACAAUACUCUUCAUGAUGACCCCUCAGUUGAGCUUCCUAAAAGAAAAAUGGAUAGGGAUUGAUUUGGAACUGGGCAAGUAUGACCAGCAUUGGAGGCAUGUCCACAAGCUACUUAUAUUAUGUCCUUACAACUGUGUCAGCUAUUCUGAAAUGUGUUGUGUGUGUCUGUGUGUGUGUUCAGGCAUUCCUGGAGGCCUACCUGUCCCCUGGUCCUACGCUGCAGUACGGUCAAGAGCGCUGGAUGGCCGGUCAGUGGACUCUGGUCAGCGAGGCUGCGGUCACCAGCGGUCUAAAGGAGGGCAUGGUCUUCUCACUUAGGUGUCUAGACUUCAGCCUAGCGGUCGCGGUCAAGUCCAUCCCCUACAUUCAAAUGACCGAGGAGUACGUCGACCCCAAGUCACACAAGUUUACCCUGUGUCUCCAAUCUGAAACAUCAGUCUAA